Messenger RNA from Epinephelus moara (kelp grouper), 3042 nucleotides. RefSeq names its product tyrosyl-tRNA synthetase 2, mitochondrial (gene yars2). Gene Ontology annotation, biological process: tyrosyl-tRNA aminoacylation. The transcript is spliced from 5 exons. Bases 34 to 1464 code for a protein of 476 amino acids. NCBI's taxonomy places the organism in Eukaryota, Metazoa, Chordata, Actinopteri, Perciformes, Serranidae. Gene Ontology annotation, cellular component: cytosol; mitochondrion. The record is from RefSeq and is a predicted model, not a curated record. Gene Ontology annotation, molecular function: ATP binding; RNA binding; tyrosine-tRNA ligase activity.
CUCCUCCUCCGUGUUCUUGUCACAUUGUCCAACAUGGCUGCCUCCAUGGUGAGGUCCUGCCGCUAUGUAUCCUGUAUUCUGCUCAGGCGACCGGGUCUUUACCUCACACUCAGGUCUAACUUUCACUGUUCCUCCUCUGCACAUAGCGGACUGCUGUUUUCUCUCAACAAACGCGGUAUCCUGAAGGACUCUUUCCCAGAGAACGCAGCGCAGGACCGGCUCCCCAAGCUGCUCCAGUCCGGUGCUCAGACUCUGUACUGCGGCUUUGACCCCACGGCCGACAGCCUCCAUGUGGGCAACCUGCUCGCCCUCAUCGGCCUGCUGCACUUCCGAAGCGCCGGGCACCAUGUCCUGGCUGUACUCGGAGGGGCCACGGCGCAGAUCGGAGACCCGAGCGGCAAAACACACGAGAGGGAGCGGAUGUCCGCGGACGCCGUGGAGGCAAACACCCGCAGCAUCCAGGAGAGCAUCCAGGGGAUUUUCACCAACCACGAGCUGCUGUUUCACGACAGCUCCAGGAAGCUGGGCACCGUGACGGUACUGAACAACCUGAGCUGGUACAAGGACUGGGGCGUGGUGGCGUUUCUGUCGGAGGCCGGAAGGCACUUCAGGAUGGGCACCAUGCUCAGCCGCCACAGCGUGCAGUCCAGGCUGAGGAGCGCAGACGGUAUGAGCCUGACAGAGUUCACCUACCAGGUGUUCCAAGCGUAUGACUUCCACCACCUCAACCAAAUAUACGGCUGCAAGAUUCAGCUCGGGGGCACCGACCAGCUGGGCAAUUUGAUGUCUGGCCAUGAUUACAUUCACAAAGUGAGCGGUGAGGAGGUGUACGGCCUGACCAUCCCGCUGGUGACCAGCUCUGUCGGGGACAAGCUGGGGAAGACAGCAGGCAACGCAGUGUGGCUCAACAGAGACAAGACGUCUCCCUUUGAACUCUACCAGUUCUUCCUCAGGCAGCCUGACUCCAGCAUAGAAGGGUACCUGAAGCUGUUCACCUUCCUGCCUCUGGCGGAGGUGGAGAGUCUGAUGGAGCAGCAGAGAGCAGAUCCAAGUAAACGCCUCGCACAUAAGCGACUGGCCGCGGAGGUGACCAAACUGGUGCACGGAAAAGACGGCCUGGAGAGUGCAAAGAGAUGUACCAACGCGCUGUACAACAGCAGCGUGCAGGCCUUGGAGGAAAUGAGUGAUGAGGAGCUUCAGGAGCUCUUCAGGGAGGCCCCCUUCCAUGAGCUGCUUUUGGAGCCAGGUACCACCGUGAUAGACGCCUGCCGCAAAGCCAACGCCAUCCCAGAGGGUCCCAGAGGGUAUCAGAUGGUUUCGAAGGGAGCCGUGUGGAUCAACCACAGUCGGACAGACAAACCGGAGCAGGUUCUGAUCCCCAAACUCCACAUCCUAUCGAAUGGACUCACCUUGCUCAGAGUGGGAAAGAGGAACUUCUACAUCAUCAAGUGGCUCAGCCUCUGAGGCUGCCUGCUCUCACAGUGGACCAGUUUGAGCUGUGACGGACUGACUGGGAAGGUAGGCGACUACACCUCAGCAGGAUCAGUGAGGAGACGAGGAUGGACUGAUAUUUUGGAACACACUGGGUUGUGGGCGUGGCCUAAACCCUUAAUGGUUACCUGUAGUUGUCAUAUAAAUAUGUAUAUGUACAGAUGUGACGUUUAUGUAAAGCUAUGGUAUUAAACAGAGUUUGAUAUAAAGAUUGUUUCCUGCUGACUUUGUACCCAGAGAUGUUGGACAGUGGACACUAGGGGGCAGCAUUGUCCCAGUCAUAGCUGCAGUGCUGCAGGCCGCCACAGCUGCACCACACACCCUGCUGUGACCCCAUAGGUAAAUAAUUGCUCCCUGUAAAAUUAAAUUGCAUCAUUUCUCGCAAACAGGUUAUAGUUCUAUUUUAAGCAGAUCAUGUUUUUCCAAUUUGACGUGAACACGAGGCCGACAUGUGUCCUAAUGAGGCUGUUGUUUCUGCCUCAGCUGUGGAAGGUGUAAAGUGUACCAGGGAGAAAAGAACAAGCUUUGGAUCAACUCCAGCAUCGACAUAUCUUGCUUUUAGUUUAUUUUUAGAUUCUAUAAAUUUGGUGUUUCCAUUAGGGGAACAUUUAUUCAAGAUUAGCUUUAGAUUUUCCCCUCCAGCACAAAGUUUUCACUGUGGUGUAAAUAACUAUAUUUAACUCUCAGCAUGCAGGGCCUCUGCCUGUCACUGCUGGUUUCUUUCUUUUUGGCUUUUUGUUUUUUUGCAUGUACAGACUUCUGAGCGUGGAGAUGUGCGUAGCUCUCUCGUCCUCAUACAUCUGUUCUUCUCUUUUUCUCCUGGGGGACGGUGGAGAUGAGGACAGGGUCUGGGGUGUGCUGACCUCGACUUACCCCUCUCAGCUCCAGAGAAUUGGUGGAAAUACCAUGUCAUAAGGACACACAUGUACUCAAUGUACAAUUUAUUUUUUUUAUGUUUUGGCCAUAGUUAGAUGGAGGGGUUAUAUACCUACUUCUACAGAGGGUCCACACCUUGAAGCAUUAGCCUAUGUAUUCUCAGAAAUGUUAUCUCUUUUAAGGUGGAAUGUUUACAAGCAAUUUCACUUUUAACAGAUAAUUGUAAAUUUCCCCCACAGAUUAUUUUUUCCAAAUCUUACUGCAUGUUGUUUUGGCAGCUGCUUAUUUGUUUUAUUAAUGUUAUUUUGCACACAAAUAUGUAUUUGUUAUUUGUGUAUGUGUUGAAGGUGUAUGUGGCUCAGAUUUUUUUUUUUUAAAUUAAAUAUAUGAAAGGUAAAUAGGUGAUUUAAAUUCAAAACCAUCUCAAACUCUACCCUAGGGUUUUGUGUAGUUUUUGAUAUUAAGAUGCAUGUUUUUAAAAGUGCAAUAGACAUGCCUACCAUUUAAUAUUUAGAUUUUAAUGCAAAGUAAUCUCUCUUUUUUUGUAAUUUGGUAGCUAAAAUGUAAAACACAUGUAAAGAAAUUAACGAGGCAGCGUCCUGGGAAUUGUCCUGUGAUUUUUUUUUUUUUUAAUCCUUUUAUUGAUUUCAAAGCAUCUUGGCAUGGGGCUGCAGU